This is a messenger RNA of Cylicocyclus nassatus, 2544 nucleotides long. The record is from the annotation of a GenBank genome assembly. NCBI's taxonomy places the organism in Eukaryota, Metazoa, Nematoda, Chromadorea, Rhabditida, Strongylidae.
AUGGCUUUUUUUCGCACAGUUCGUGUGCUGCUCCUCAAGGAUUUAUUGAUUACUCUACGGUGCUAUCUCUGGACAGCAUUUCAAUUGGGUGGUCCAAUCAUAGUAGCUUUGCUCAUGGCUGCAGACGAAAAAAAGGAAGAGCUAAAGGCCUGUAAGGGAAAAAAGGUCGAAAUAAAUUUGACGUUGGAAAAUAUGCCUAGAUUUGAGGGUUGGAUGUGCUCGUUAACUCAACUUAACUAUGUAAAUGAUGGUCCGAAUAAAUAUGACAUAGAAGCUCUCUUAAAGCCAUAUAAGAACAAGCAUAAUUACGCAACCGAGAAGGAGCUGCUUGAAGACAUGGAUUCGAGAAAACUAAAUCUCGGCAUAACUUUCAAGUCAUUUGACGGAAAGAAGCUUUCCUUUGUAAUUCACACAAACGAAGAAAAGAAGGAGGGCCCAAUAGAGGUUAUGGAGAGCAUGGUAUGGAAUGGGUCGUUUAUGAGAAGCAUAAAUUAUGGACUAAGUAAUAGCGUAGCACUGGUUCAAAUGUGUCUUUUAGUCGCCGCAAACAAUAAAAGUUUUGAUAGCGGUUUCGGUUUCGAUUACAUUCCUGCUGAAAUGCACAUUGAAAAAUGUUCUAUUGUUCAAAUGUUUGAAGUCUUUCAAUCAUAUUUCGAUAUGGUACUUUAUCCCAUCCUGGUGUUUACUGCACUCACAAACGCCUCAGAAGAAGAAAACGGAAUAAAGGAAUUUCUCGUAGUCAUGGGAUUGAGAAGGGAAACACUUGCUCUGUCAAGUGUUGUCUUUGCAUUUUUCAAAGCAGCCUUUGCUGUAGCUGUUGUUGGAAUCCCAGUCUGGAAUUUGCAUCAGAGUGUUACGCUUGAUGUGGUAUUCCCAACGCUAUUGCUUUGCAUCGGUGCGGCUGCGAUGGGAUUGCUGUGCUCAAGAAUAGUGAAGUCGACAACUGCUGCCCUGAUAGGUUUUACAAAAUUCAAAUCAGCUUUGGAACGAUUCUAUUCAGUGUCUUGCAUGGUCAUCGUAGUGUUGAUUAAAGUAAACGGUUACUUGAAGAACUAUAGAAAAGGCCUUUUUUAUUACAUCUGCCUGCUUAGCAUCUUUUCAGCAUAUCAGAAAUGCAUAUUCGCCAUUCGGCUCUCUUAUACCCGAGGAGUUGAAAAUAUUUUUACCAAUUUAUUUACUUACGAUGAUGUUAUUAAUGUGGGAACAUCACUGAUGUUCAUGGUUUUCGAUGUAGCUAUAUAUAUCAUAUCGGCAGUCUUUCUGGAUUAUAUGUUGCAUGCACCUAUUCCCUUCUGUUAUCGCAGAUUUCUUGCAAAUGUGAAAACAACUCCCGAUAAUAUCGAAUCCUAUCACGAAUCAUGGCACGAAAAGUCUACAAAAGUAGGUGAACCAGCCCUACUAGUAGAUUCUGUGAGUAAAGUAUGGGAAAACACCGGAGAGGUGGCUGUGAACAAAGUUAACAUGAAGGCUUACAGUGGACAGGUGACCGUGCUUCUUGGGCAUAAUGGAGCGGGGAAGAGUACUAUGUAUGCGAUGAUAUGUGGAACGGCUUCUGUAACAGAAGGUAGAAUCACAGUUUUGGGAGCGCAGUACUCAAACGCGAUUUGCGCACGGCGACCUCCUAUCGGAUAUUGUCCUCAAGCAAGCUGCACAUUCAAUCCACUCACAGUUGGAGAUCAUCUACGACUACUUUUCGUCCUAAAGAAGGGAGAAGGCGUAUGGAUGGACGAAGCGGAACCAAUUUGUGCGCAACUGGACAUGGAUUUCUUGAUGCAUAAGAGAGCAAAUAAACUUUCUGGAGGAGAAAAACGUAAAUUAUGUUUGGCCAUGGCUUUUAUUGGUAGAAGUGAACUAAUUCUCUUGGAUGAACCAACCGCCGGAAUGGACACUCAGUCGAGGUUAUUUACGAGAAAGUUCAUUGAAAAGGAAAAAAACACAAGGGCAAUAGUUCUCACCACGCAUUACCUGGACGAAGCAGAAGCAAUGGGUGAUUGGAUGUAUAUAAUGCACAUGGGACGUUCCGUUUGUAGUGGAUCUCCAUAUUUUCUUAAGCAGAAGUUUGCGCCCGGGAUUAUACUAACUGUAGUUUUCAAAGAAAGUGUUCUCGGAGAAAAUGUUGAGAAUGCAACAAAAAUUAUCGUGCGACAACUGGAGAAUGUUAAAAUCAGGGCAGAGAGUGGAAGACAAAUCCGAGUAGAGAUUCCCAGAUCCGAACGAGAAAGACUUUCUAAAUUAUUUGCAACCUUCGAAGACGAGGAGAAGACGCUACAAAUCGACAGCUUUGGUUUAUCUGCGAAUGCUUUUGAAGAAGCCUUUCUCAGAAUCGGCGAGAUUAGGGACAAAGCUGAAAGCAAAAAUGUAGAGUUUUUAGAAGAUCCGCGCUAUGCUGAACUGCAAGAAAAUAAUCUUGUUAGACUUCUGCAGCAAGCUAAAUACAUUUGGUUGAAGAAUUGGUGGAGAACGAUCCACAGCAUACCUUUGAUUGUCGAACAAGUACUUGUCCUUUUGAAAAUUUUCGUUUGCCAAAAUAUCCUCACAAAUUGA